This is a messenger RNA of Drosophila biarmipes, 1627 nucleotides long. RefSeq names its product splicing factor 3B subunit 4 (gene Spx). Gene Ontology annotation, molecular function: RNA binding. The transcript has 3 exons. The record is from RefSeq and is a predicted model, not a curated record. Gene Ontology annotation, cellular component: U12-type spliceosomal complex; nucleolus. NCBI's taxonomy places the organism in Eukaryota, Metazoa, Arthropoda, Insecta, Diptera, Drosophilidae. Gene Ontology annotation, biological process: positive regulation of mRNA splicing, via spliceosome. The coding region runs from base 118 to 1137 and encodes 339 amino acids.
GUGCGACCGCAUAUCUGGCGUGUCAGUUGUCGAAACCAUCUGGCAGCCCUGGCUAGUUUGCAUGUCGAAAAACGCCGAAAAUUAAUUUUUUGGUUUUGUUUAUAGGAAAAGCACGACAUGGCGGCCGGACCCAUUGCUGAACGCAACCAAGAUGCCACCAUCUAUGCCGGCGGCCUGGACGACAAGGUGUCGGAAACGCUGCUCUGGGAGCUGUUCGUGCAGGCAGGACCCGUGGUCAAUGUACACAUGCCCAAGGACCGGGUCACCCAAAUGCACCAGGGCUACGGCUUCGUGGAGUUCCUCAGCGAGGAGGACGCCGACUACGCCAUCAAGAUCAUGAACAUGAUAAAGCUGUAUGGCAAACCGAUUCGGGUGAACAAGGCGUCGGCGCACCAGAAGAACCUGGACGUCGGCGCCAACAUCUUCAUCGGCAACCUGGACGUGGAGGUGGACGAGAAGCUGCUGUACGAUACAUUCUCCGCCUUCGGCGUCAUCCUGCAGACGCCGAAGAUCAUGCGGGACCCGGAGACGGGCAAGUCGAAGAGCUUCGCCUUCAUCAACUUCGCCAGCUUCGAGGCCAGCGACGCGGCCAUGGACGCCAUGAACGGCCAGUACCUGUGCAACCGUCCCAUCUCCGUGUCGUACGCCUUCAAGAAGGACCACAAGGGCGAGCGCCACGGCUCGGCGGCGGAGCGACUGCUGGCCGCCCAGAACCCUUCGGCCCAUGCGGACAGGCCGCAUCAACUGUUCGCCGAUGCGCCCGUGCAGAACAUGAUGCCGCAGAUGCCGGGCCAGAUGAUGCCGCCGCCGAUGAUGGCUCCGCCGCCGCCGGUGGUGCCCGUGUCGAACAACAACAUGGGCAUGAUUGCGCCGCCGCCUCCAGUGCCCCAGCCUGCGCCGUUCCCAGCCACGAUACCGCCGCCGCCACUGCCGCCGAUGGCCGGCGGACAGCCGCCUCUGCCGCCCGCGAUGGGAAUACCGCCGCCGCCGCGCAUGAUGCAGGCCAACGCCUGGGCACCGCCCGGCAUGCCGGCUCCUCCGCCCAGACCACCGCCCACCAACUGGCGGCCUCCGCCCGUGCCCUUCGCCCCCGCGCCCUUCGCACGGCCCUACCAACCCGACGGCUACCAGUACUAAGACUAGCGUGUAGUGUAUACCAAUUUCGACGAGACGAAUAAAUUUUAAUAGGAUUUAUCAGUGGAGGAUGCUCUGGCAUAGGUUAAGACUGCUCUGGCUUUUACUCUUGGUCCGUUUAUGCAUUUAAUACACCCGAAAUACACAAGACCCUGCAAAGUGUGGACUCAUCCCUUUGAAGGCGUGUUCAAUCCUCUUCCAAUCGAAACUGUCUGCUAAAUAAGUUUGUAAUUUUAACAGGAUUUUGAGGGACAUGCCAUUAUAAUUUCCAAUAAAUAUAAACUCAUGCAAAGUUUUAGUACUCUAUUUUGCGAAAGGUUUAGAUGUACUAAACAAUAAUUAAUAAGAGCUCAAAACUUUCUAGUUUCAAUAGUAGGUAAAGACUUAUUAAUCCUUCUGCAUUUAAUCCUACAAAUUUCUUUUUGCAAAAUGUAUAGAAAAUAUACUAAGGUGAGCCAAAAUAAACUGAAAGGGAAUUUCUAAAAUAUUUUUU